Molecule: messenger RNA, 1991 nt
Organism: Salvia splendens (bonfire salvia)
Lineage: Eukaryota; Viridiplantae; Streptophyta; Magnoliopsida; Lamiales; Lamiaceae
Exons: 4
Coding region: 193-1587 (464 amino acids)
Biological process (GO): oxidative RNA demethylation
Cellular component (GO): cytoplasm
Molecular function (GO): broad specificity oxidative DNA demethylase activity; ferrous iron binding; oxidative RNA demethylase activity
Source: RefSeq, a predicted model, not a curated record
ACUGUUCAUUACAGACUCUUCAGCUUUUCCACUUUGCCGAAAGCCUAUUCAGAUUCCCCAAGUUGUGAUUAUAUAUUCAAUCUAUUCUUCACUUUGUUCUACUUCCCUAAAUCAUUCGUUUCUCCAACCAAUUUGUGUAGCGACAAAACCUAAUUUUGUAAUCCUUAACCGUCGCGUAUCAGCUCACGCAAGAUGAACCGUGGCAGAGGCAACAACCGCCGCGACGGAGGAAAUCUCGGCGGAGGUGGUGGUGGUAGACAGCACUAUGCCGCCAAAGGGCGAUCGGCGCAACCGACGGGUCAAUGGGUGGCUCGUGGCGUGGGCGGAGCUGGAGGUCUUCUCGAUGAAGCUUCUUCCGGUAGUGGAUCUUCCGAGAUUGUGAGAAAUACAGAAACAGCAUCUGUUGCUGAUGUAAGGAAGAAGUUUGGUGAUGUGUUGUUGUCUUCAGCAUGUCCAAGUGAACCUAGCUCUGAAUCUCAUGGAUCUCUUAACUUGCCACCAAAAGAUGGGUAUUUAAAGGGAGUGCAAAGUGUUCCUAAAACAGAACCAAUUGUUCCAUGUUACAACAAUAACUUUCCUUCGUCACCAACAGACUCUAAGCUGAGUGAGAGCAGUAUGAGUAUUAAAUCAAGGGAUCGGAAUUUAAAAAAUUGCAGUCCAUCACGCUACAUCUCCACGUCUCCUGAGACAGUUGGUUGUCAAAUCUCUCCUGAGGUUCAAAGUGGGAAGAAGACAACUUCUGAGGGAGCUAGUGGGGAAACUAAAUUUGGUAGCUCUGUUUCGCAGCACGAUGGAUUUUCUUUUGAUAUCUGUGAGGAGAGGAGUAGUGGUGUGAAGCUGAAAACCCCACUGCACAAAAUAAAUAAAGCCAAGAGGAAAGCAGAACUCCGAAUGCAAGGAGACAAUAUAAAGGUUUUUAGGCCUGGCAUGAUUCUUCUGAAGGGUUAUUUUUCUUUAGAUGAUCAGGUCAAAAUGGUCAAGUCAUGCCGAGAUCUUGGUAGGGGUCCUGGAGGCUUUUACCAGCCUGGUUUUCGUGAUGGAGAAAAGUUACACUUGAAGAUGAUGUGCCUUGGUAAAAAUUGGGAUCCUGAGAAAAGUGCAUAUGGUGAUCUGAGGCCUGGUGAUCAAACCAAACCUCCCCCAAUUCCCGAUGAGUUUCAGUUGUUGGUCAAAGGAGCAAUCGAGAAGUGCCAUCAGUAUUUAGAGUCACAUAAUAAGGUGCUGAAAGCAAGAAAUAUUCUUCCUCCAAUGACUCCAAACAUAUGCAUCAUCAAUUUUUACACAAAGACGGGCAAGCUUGGUCUUCAUAAGGACAAAGAUGAAAGUUCGAAAAGUUUACUGGAUGGACUUCCAGUAGUUUCUUUCUCUCUUGGGGACACAGCUGAAUUUCUGUUUGGGGACGAGAAGGAUGUCGACAAGGCUGAUAAAGUUGAACUGGAAUCAGGGGAUGUGUUGAUUUUUGGUGGCAAAUCUAGGCACAUUUUCCAUGGAGUUAGUAACAUUUUAGCGGACACUGCUCCGAGAUAUCUUAUGGAUGAAACGCAUCUAAAACCCGGUCGUUUGAAUCUCACAUUCAGAGAGUACUGAUGUGUACAUUCAGAAGGAUCAAACACUCACGCACAAGUUGGCUGGCAUUGUGACUUUAAGGCUACACAACUCUGGGGCGUAUGCACUGAAAGAGAAGGAAUAAAUAUUCGAGAUUUGUAUUUGUCGAUUUGAUCACCUUCUCUAAAAGCAGGAUGCCACAAAAAACAUCAACUCGUACUUCUGGGAUUAACGGGUACGUCUUCACAGUCGCCUGCUAGAGUGACAUUGCUAUUCAGUUCUUGAGAAGAAGCCUGUCCUGUGACAUUGCAAGUGAGAGAAAGAGUGAUGAGAAGAGGGUGAGAUUUUUCAGUCUGUUUAGGACUCGUUUGAAUGUGUUAUUUGCCUUUGGCUUUUUGCUUACUUGUACGCUCUAUUACCCUUUACAGUUUACAUGCUUAAAUUAA